This is a messenger RNA of Syngnathoides biaculeatus (alligator pipefish), 2844 nucleotides long. It is a transcript of the gene brat1, whose product is annotated as BRCA1-associated ATM activator 1. The coding region runs from base 62 to 2608 and encodes 848 amino acids. Gene Ontology annotation, cellular component: nucleus. The transcript has 12 exons. Gene Ontology annotation, biological process: cell population proliferation; DNA damage response; positive regulation of protein phosphorylation. NCBI's taxonomy places the organism in Eukaryota, Metazoa, Chordata, Actinopteri, Syngnathiformes, Syngnathidae. The record is from RefSeq and is a predicted model, not a curated record.
GCUGAAUACAGCAGAGUUGUAAUAAAAGUGGAUAAACGGGCUCACAUCUCUUUUAUGAUCCAUGUUUUUGCGAGUUAGCGAAACGGGUUGCAUGAUGGUUCACGCUCAGAAGAAAAGGGAAGCAGUUCACCGCAUGGACAAGGAGAGUGCGUCAUUGCUGCCCGGCGUGUGCGCGCUCCUAGCGGACUCCGCCAAGCCUCCGCCCGAUGACACCAGCCUGGAGAAACUUCUGGACCGGCUCACCGAACUCUCUGAGGCCGGGGUAUCGCUUCCGGAGAGUUGCCCGUGUCUGCUCGACUUCAUCUCCGCCACGGCCUCCGGGUCCACUUCCGAUCCCAGCAUCCUCUCCUUCGCCCUCAAACUCGGCGGCCUGUUGUCGGCGGACGAGGACGGCUACAGAGCCCUGCAGGCGCGCUCGGCUCUGGAGGCCAUGUUCAGCGUUGAGCGCUGGAAGGACUCCGGGCCGUGGGACGAUCCCUGCGUCCGAAUUGGCUGGGUCCACGGCUUGCGGCGAAUGCUGCUGCACCCGGAGGCGCUCGCUUUCUUCGUGCGUUCAGAUUUCAUCAAGCCACUCCUGCAGCUCCAAUCGGAUCCAAGCAUGUUUGUGGCUUCCGCCGCCAACCAGCUGCUUGCCCACAUCCUGCUCGCCGCUCAGCCCGAAGAAGACGAGCGUCCCGGCAGCGAGACCAGCGCAGAACACUUAGCUCUUGUCCAGCAAGCAUCAGACCACAUCAAGGAGUCGCUGGUACCGAAAGAAGGCGCGCCGCUAGCUGGUAGUCUGCAGGUCCUCAAGCUGCUGGCCCUGAUCCUGGACCGGGCCCGGCGUCCUCUACGGGAGCAGCUGCUGAAAGCGGCGGCUGCCUCCUUAGAGGAGCUGGCGGAUGCGGGAUGCAGUCAGCUCACAGCAGUUCUCAUGGAUGUCAUUAUGGCCGCAUACAGCAGCACCGACAGCGGCGACGACCUCACCGGUCGUCUCCUGUCGUCCAUGUUGAACGGCAGCAAAGCCGACGACCUCGUCCGCGCCGCCGCUGCGUUUCUCCGCCGAGGCGGCCUACGUGCAUCCCGCGAUGCCGUCCGCACAAGCCGGGCCGUGAGGAUCCUCCUGCUGCCACUGCGCUUUGUCACCGAGCACCCCUCGCUAGGAGCAGCGCCCGUAGCAGACGAGCAUCACGGGAUUAUGGCGGCGCAACUGGAGAGUAAAAGCUCGUUCAUCUCCACGGUCUGCGUCUGUCUGAGAAACGCACCCCAGGUGGCACUCAUGCCUUCUGACGUCCUUCCGUGUCCGCCGGCUGCGAUCGUGCUCUCAAUUGUUGCGUUGCUAAAAGUGUGCAAUGGCGGCACGACAUCCUCGUCCUCCUCGUCAUCCUUGCGCAACGGCUGCAGGACUGAGACCUUCCGCUGUAUCGUCAACAGUGGCAGAGUUCAGAAAUCCGCUUUGGAGGCUUUGGCUUCGCUCAGUGGCAGCCCAGGGGCUAACAGCACAAUGAACGAAGUCUCUGACAUCCUGGUACAAUAUAUGAGCAACCCCGAUUCAGACCCCACUGUACUGCAAAAAUCUUACAAGGCCUUCGUACAGUGGAUGAGCGUUUGCACAGAUCUCUCAGCGAUUCCACUGCAACUCAGAGAAGCGCUCCGAACUGUAGUGGAGAAGCGAGCGUGCGAUCCACGCUGGGAGGUGAGAGACUCCACCGUCGAGUUUUUGGGGCAGCUGCCCCGCGUCACCUCGCUGAAAUCGGCCGACGAGGCUUUGCUAAGCGAACGCCGUACCGCCCCGCUGCUCCGGGAGGCGCUGCGGGAUCCGGAGAGCUACGUGAGAGCCAGCGCCGUCUCGGCACUGGCGCGGGGUCUGGGGACAGAGUUGCCUCAGGAACAGGCUGACACCGUGAGCCGGCUGUUGGACAUCCUCCGUGAGGACACGGAGGGUUUCGCCAGGCGGGCCGUGGUCCGCUACUUCAUGGCCUGGUUUUCCUCUUGCCCCUUACCUCCUCCGCCGGCCCCCUCGCUUCUCACGGAGUCCGUCCGCACCGUCCUCUCGCGCGGCAGCCGCGAUCUGGACUGGGAGGUGAAGGUGAACACGUUGGAGCUGGCCGAGCUUCUGCUGGACGCCGCCUUCUCGGAUCACGGGAGGCGCAACGGCACCGGUCGCCACCCUUACGCAACACCGGACGCACAGGCCGCGGAGCCCGCUUUCGACUCGACGAUGAGUUCUCUACUGGAUCAAGGCGUGUUCGCCGCGUUGCUAAGCAGCUUGGCGGAUUGCGACCGACCCGUCGCGCUGAAGGCUUGUGAACUCCUCAUCGCAACCAGAGAUAGAAUCCACGUGGCGGGCGCCUCAACGAGCGGCGUCUCUUGCGAGCUGCCGCGACGGGGGUGGGGGAAGGAGAUCAGGAAGCUGCUGAAGAACGAAGCGGACGACGGCGAGCGCGUGGGCGUGCGCGAGGUCUUGGCGGCGCUGGGUUUAGAUGACCGCCGGGUUCUUCUGAGCCAGAGCAGCGACCACGUUCACAACUCCUUCCAGUCUCUGCUGCAGGACAUCCUGAGCGCAGGGGUCACCCUCGGGGGUCCCGACGAGGACGACGGGCAAGGAGUCGUAGUGGACUGUUACUGACUCACUACUUGCAAACAGUUUUUGGACUCCAGCUCACCUGGAUCGUAAUGAGGACAAGCGCUUGAGAAAUUGGACGGACGUUGUCAUUUUUCCUCAUUUAUAAGCUGUUUUUCAGAUAUUUUUUCAUGUCACGAUAAAUAUUAAACAAUCCUCUGAAAUAUUUUGGUACUGUUUAAUCUUCACAUUGUUUUCAUCCUUUGUGCCAUUAAAGAGCCAGCAGGUCGCAUUAUAAGCAA